Messenger RNA from Columba livia (rock pigeon), 6211 nucleotides. RefSeq names its product tripartite motif containing 23 (gene TRIM23). Bases 150 to 1895 code for a protein of 581 amino acids. The transcript is spliced from 11 exons. NCBI's taxonomy places the organism in Eukaryota, Metazoa, Chordata, Aves, Columbiformes, Columbidae. The record is from RefSeq and is a predicted model, not a curated record. Gene Ontology annotation, molecular function: GTP binding; zinc ion binding; GTPase activity. Gene Ontology annotation, cellular component: cytoplasm; plasma membrane; lysosomal membrane. Gene Ontology annotation, biological process: intracellular protein transport; vesicle-mediated transport.
GAGCCACAGGCGGCGGGCGCAGGCAGCGCCGCGGCGGCGGCCGGGCCGCGCAUGAGCCAGCGGGCGGGGCCUGCGGGGCGGCGCCGGAGGGCGGCUGCCGGCUCCGUGCUGCUUCCUGCCCGUGGCCGCUGCGUUCCCCCCUCCCCAAGAUGGCGAGCCUGGGUGUAAACAAGGUCGGGGCUGGUGCGGGGCCAGACGGCAGCCGGGGGCCCGGCGGCAACGGCCGCGGCCCAGCUGGUGCCGCAGUGAAGGUUCUUGAGUGUGGAGUCUGUGAAGAUGUAUUUUCUUUGCAAGGUGACAAAGUUCCUCGUCUGCUUUUGUGUGGCCAUACUGUCUGCCACGACUGUCUUACCCGGCUUCCCCUUCACGGCAGAGCAGUUCGUUGUCCUUUUGAUCGACAAGUUACUGAACUAGGAGAUUCUGGUGUCUGGGGCUUGAAAAAGAAUUUUGCUUUGUUGGAGCUCCUGGAACGGUUGCAGAAUGGACCUGCUGGGCAGUGUGGGGUGGCAGAGGAAGCCAUUGGUCUAUCUGGAGAGAGUAUCAUUCGUUGUGAUGAAGAUGAAGCCCAUGUUGCCUCUGUAUAUUGCACUGUUUGUGCCACUCACCUGUGCGCAGACUGUUCCCAGCUGACUCAUUCUACAAAGACGCUAGCGAAACACAGGCGCGUACCUCUUGCUGAUAAGCCUCACGAGAAGACCAUGUGCUCUCAACACCAAGUACAUGCUAUUGAGUUUGUUUGUUUAGAAGAGGGCUGUCAGGCGAGUCCGCUUAUGUGUUGUGUCUGCAAAGAAUAUGGGAAGCAUCAAGGUCAUAAGCAUUCUGUCUUGGAACCAGUAGCAAACCAGAUUCGUGCAUCCAUUUUAGACAUGGCUCACUGUAUAAGAACUUUCACAGAAGAAAUCUCAGAUUAUUCCAGAAAAUUAGUUGGAAUUGUUCAGCAUAUAGAAGGAGGAGAACAAAUAGUUGAAGACGGAGUUGGAAUGGCCCAUACUGAACACGUACCAGGGACUGCAGAGAAUGCUCGCUCAUGUGUCCGAGCCUACUUUUCAGAUCUUCAUGAAACCCUUUGUCGUCAGGAGGAGAUGGCUCUCAGUGUUGUUGAUGCUCACGUGAGAGAGAAGUUGAUUUGGCUUAGGCAACAGCAAGAAGACAUGACAAUCCUCUUGUCACAGGUUUCAACAGCUUGCCUUCAUUGUGAGAAGACUUUACAACAGGAUGACUGCAGAGUAGUGUUGGCCAAACAGGAAAUUACAAGGUUGUUAGAGACAUUACAGAAACAGCAGCAGCAGUUUACAGAACUUGCGGAUCACAUACAGCUGGAUGCUAGCAUACCUGUCACUUUUACAAAGGACAACAGGGUACAUAUUGGACCAAAAAUGGAAAUUCGAGUUGUCACUCUAGGCUUAGAUGGAGCUGGCAAAACAACUAUUUUGUUUAAGUUAAAGCAAGAUGAAUUCAUGCAGCCAAUUCCAACAAUAGGUUUUAAUGUUGAAACAGUAGAAUACAAGAAUUUGAAGUUUACUAUUUGGGAUGUAGGAGGAAAGCACAAAUUGAGGCCCUUGUGGAAACAUUACUAUCUCAAUACACAAGCGGUGGUGUUUGUCAUUGAUAGCAGCUACAGAGACAGGGUCAGUGAAGCACACAGUGAACUUGCAAAAUUGUUAACAGAGAAGGAAUUGCGGGAUGCCUUGCUCUUAAUCUUUGCUAAUAAACAGGAUGUUGCAGGUGCACUUUCAGUGGAAGAAAUCACAGACCUGCUGAGUCUCCACAAGCUCUGCUGUGGCCGUAGCUGGUUUAUUCAGGGUUGUGAUGCCCGGAGUGGUACAGGACUUUAUGAAGGACUGGACUGGCUUUCAAGGCAAUUAGUAGCUGCUGGUGUCCUGGAUGUGGCUUAAUUUUACAGCAGCUGCAAUUUAAGGUUGUAGUUUACUGUUUUGUGUUGUUUGCACGAUUUAGGAUGUUGUAGCCAGGUCUGCUGUCUGAAGAGGCGACUUUACUUAAAUUGGUGGUUACAGAAAAAUAUAAGCCUUUAUCCUAGAUUGGAUAAUUGGUUUAGUAAACUUGUGGAGUUAUAGUGGUUUUGAAAUUUUAUACAUUUACAAGUAAUGGAAUGGGCUAGUUACAAGGGUGCCUUGAAAUUCUUUUUGGUGAAAUUAGGUUGUUCCCAUUUAAAAUUAUUUCCUGAUAAGGUAUGCAUUGGAGUUAAUAUAACAACUAUAACAAAGUUACAGUAGUUAAUUGGCGUCAGAAAAAUUUUGUGUGGUUUAGAAAUAUUUUCCCAGGAAGCUAUUCCAAAAUCCACCUCAAGUUGUUAGGACAGCCGUCUCUCUCUAUUAGUCAGAAAUAAAUGGUGCUACUCUUUAAUAUCUAAAGAAUUGAUCUAAAAGUGGCGUUGAAAACUACAUGCAAAUACACCACAGAAAGAGAAUGUUUCCCUCCAUUAUUUAUUAGCUUCCCUGUUUGUUAAUAGAAGGCAGCAUAACUGGGCAAAGAAAACUUCAGAAUGGGAAACAGUGUUACAGGGCUAGGGGGCUGUGGCAUUGUUUAGCUGGUUGUUUUCUGGUUGUGGGAGUAGAGGUUAGUUUUUUGUUGUUGUUGUUUUUGUUAAUUGUAGCACAUGCUAAAUUAUUUAUGGACAGACUAUAGUGAUAUUGAGAUGAAACUGUUUUGUGCAUGCCUGAGGACAUUAUCUGCCUUUAGAGAUUAAGCUUAUUCCUCAAGAAGUCAAAUACAGAAAAAAAACUUCUUUAAGAAGUAGUGUGGUGUAAUGUCAGUCCAACUGUAUACUCUUAUGUAGAAGUUGUGCUUCCAGAUUAAGGUAGUGGCCUUAAAGUACUAAAUAACACAAUGUAAGAGCAGUGUACACUAACUAUAACUCUUACUUAGAAGAGCAAAUGGUAAAAUGUGGUAUAAACCUUCCAUAAUUAGAUUUUCAAAUAUUAGGUGUUCCUGCUCUGGCAGGGGGAUUGGGCUAGAUGAUCUUUUGAGGUCCCUUCCAGUCGCUAACAUUCUGUGAUUCUACAUGGAACUGUGAACAAAGCCUCCAUUUUUGAAGAUUACUUAUGCACAAACCUCUAAAAUAUAGGUGUAGCGCUAUUCAAAGACAGUUAUGACUUAGUGAUAUCUCUUUUUCUGCUGCACAUGCAACUCAGAUAACAAUUUUACCUGUCUGGAAUGCGCAUCACAAUCUUCUGACCUCCUCUUUAAGUGCACAGCCAUUGCCUGUUGAAGAAGCUGUGCCAUGGACCUCUUCAUGUUGGUAGAGGAGCUCUGAGGAGCAUAGCCAGUAGAUAAAAGCUGCGUAUCAUCACCUUUCUUACUGGAGCAGAGGUGAAUAGGGUGGACCAGACAGUGGAAGUGAGCAGUGUGAUUUCACAGAUGGGGAGAUAUUUGUGUCAUGCUGAAAAGUGUGUUUACCUGUGUGAGCUCCGAACCUCACCUGGCAAAGAAAAUGCAUCCCAUUGUCUGUGCCUAUGGCUUUUAUUGUAAUGUUAUCAAUUUUAUUAUGUUUUCCCACUACAUACCUUAGGUAAAGCCAAGAAUGUAUAAACAAAUAAUUUAGUACGUUUGCACCUUUCUUCAAGAAGAAGCCGUUAACUAAUUCUCUUAAGGACACUUACUUGUCGUUUUCUGUUGUUACUUACAUUUUGUGCAAAUGGUGUUAAAUGCAGUUUCAGUUUCGGCAAAUCUGAUGAAUAGUAGCAGAAAGAACACUAAGUUUUAGAAGCAGUUAAAUGUUUGUGAAAUGGGAUUCUAUGCCAACAAAGGGUGUUUACUCUUUCUGCAGACAACCUGAUAAAUUUGGGAGUAGUUUACAGCAGAAUGAAAGGUGUGUUCUUGCACCUACUGAACUAAAAAUGGUUCAUCCUUCCCGGUCUGUAACUUCUCGCACAACAGAGCGCCGGCUGCUGUGACUUGAGCAUCUGCUUGGCCUGUACUGCAGAGCAGUCCCAGACCACAGCUCUUUUUAAGAUGAACAAGUUCUGCUAAGUACAGUGGAUACCUUCUCCUGGAAUAUUUUUAACAGAGAAGACAUGCAUUCUUGAAAAAAAAUCCUGGUUCUGUAAUUCUGUUUUAGCUGGCUUAUGCUUCAGUGUUACGUGCCUCUCAGUGUAGUUCUACUUUAACAUGUUCAGGGUGACCAGUUUUGACGUUUUGUAUUAGGUUGGUGCAAAAGUAAUAGUGGUAUUGGGCUGUGGAUUUUAAAUCAUUCUAGCUAGGCUUAAACACGUCUUUAUUAAUCGAAAUAGGAACCAUUACAAUCAACACAUUUUUGCCCACAAGAAAUAAGUUUUUUUUUAUUCCUGUAGCAUAAAAAUCUGUGCUUUUGGAUUCAACAAACUCUUGGAAAGCAUUUUCUGCAUCCUGCUGGGUGUGGAAGCAUUUUCUCUGCAAAAAGUGGUUGAGAGGCUUGAAGAAGUGGUUGUCGGUUGGCAAGAGGCCAGGGGAAUAUGGCACACGAGGCAAAAGUUUGUAGCCCAAUUUGUUCAGCUUUGGAAGCCUUGGUUGUGUGACAUGCUGUCGGGUGUUGUCGUGGAGAAGAGCUGGGCCCUUCCUGUUGGCCAAUGCUGGCUGCAGGCGUUGCAGUUUUCACUGCAGCUCAUCGAUUUGCCGAGCAUCCUUCUCAGAGGGAAUGGUUUUCUGGGAUUCUGGAAGCUGUAGUGGGUCAGACUGGCAGCAGACCACCAAACAGUGACUGUGACCUUUUCUUUGGUGCAAGCUUGGCUUUGGGAAGUGCUUCGGAGGUUCUUCUCAGUCCAGCCACUGAGCUGGUCACUGCCGGCUGUCAUAUAAAAUGCACUUUUUGUCACACAUCGCAAUCUGGUAGAGACGCGGUUUGUUGUUGCUGCGUAGAGUAAGAGAACAUGACACUUCAAAAGGAUGACUUUUUUGAUUUUUGGUCAGUUCGUGAGGCAGCCACUUAUUGAGCUUUUUCACCUUUCCAAUUUGCUUCAAAUGCCCCAUGACCAUAGAAUGGUCGAUGUUGAGUUCUUUGGCAGCUUCUCAUGCAGCUGUAAGAGGAUCAGCUGCCAUGAUUGCCCUCAGUUGGUCAUUGUCAACAUCCAAUGGCCACCACUAUGCUCCUCAUCUGCAAAUCUCUCAUCUCCAUUGUGAAGCCUCUUGACCCACCCCUGCACUGUCCGUUCAUUAGCAGUUCCUGGGACAAAUACGUUCUUGACGUUGUGAGUUGUGUCUGCUGCUUUACAGCCCAUUUUGAACUCAAAUAAGAAAAUUGCUUGCAUUUGCUGUUUGUCUAAUAUCAUUUCCAUAGUCUAAAAUAAAUAUGAAAUAAACAGCAAGUAGUAAGUAACUAGCAAAAAAAAAAAACAGGCAAGAAAACACAUUAUGUAUAACCACCACGUUUAUGUGAGAAUGUAUUCAAACAUUAAAUGGCAAAUUUCAACGAUACGAAAACUGCUAUUGCUUUUGUACCAACCUCAUUGCAUUGGAGCGCAGAGGAAAAAUUCUGACUUGUGCAUCUUUUUUCCUACAAAGGGUUGCUUGUAACACGUGGAAUGCUACCACAAAAGUGUUUUUAAAUGGAAUUUAUUUAAAAUGUCUUGAAGUAACUGUGACGGUGUUGCAUUUGUCUGUGAACUCUCCAGUGUGAACAGGUACACUAAGAGGUUUAUCUGUAUUAUAAAUUAAUACUACAUAUAAACUGCUUCAGUUGUAAAUCUAAGCUUGUUUCACCAGUUUUACUGAACUUUAUUUUUUAGUGUACUCACUUAGGCUGUAUAUGUAAUUGGAAUAUUUCCUCAACUAGGAACUCAUUCAAGCAUUACUAACUAUGGGGAUUAUUUGACAAGCCUGAAUAACUUUUCAUAGGAUUUUGACUUAAUUGUGAAAUUGAGUAAAUACAACAUCCCGUGACUGUGUUGUGGCUUUCUAUAAAGAAUUUCGGCUCAGUAUGUCUAGACUAACUGAAAAAUGGUGUUUUAUCACUUCAUAUGGUCUUACUGUAUGCUACCUUCAAAUUUAUUGUGGAAUAUGUGGUCCACGAGGAUCGUAUUCUGAAGCAGUUUUAUUCUGAACUGUUGCAUUAGGUGUGGAUGUUUUGAGAAGAUUUCUUGAAAGAAAGUGCUCUUUUAGUGGAAACAAUUCAUGAGCUGCUGCAAUUUGAGUUGCCCAGAAAAUGAAUUAUUUUCAAUAAAAGUAUCUAAAACUUUGACAAUUAAUUUUAAUAAACUUGCCUUUUUUGUUAAGUUUA